AUUUACACUUUUUUCUCAUAAAUUCGGAAAAAAAUUUGGAUAACAAAUCAAUUCCACCUCUCAACUUUGUCAAGAAAGGUGAGAUCGAAGAUCAAGGGGCUGAACCAAUUCUGUCUGAGCCAGGCUCAGAAGGCUCAAAUAUUAGUCAAGAAGAACUAAUUGCAUUUUAUGAAAAAGAAGCUAUUUGA
Messenger RNA from Dentiscutata erythropus, 188 nucleotides. The record is from the annotation of a GenBank genome assembly. NCBI's taxonomy places the organism in Eukaryota, Fungi, Glomeromycota, Glomeromycetes, Diversisporales, Gigasporaceae.